AUGGUCAAAAUGGGAACCAUUGCUGCAGCCAUUCUUCUACUUUCCGCGAGUGUUAUCCUCACAGAUGCUAAUCUUUCGAAGCUUCCACUAGCUAUGCAAAUAGCGUUUCGCAAGCUACAACUUCUCGUCCACAACGACGACAAACCCAAAGGAACGCCUUUUUCUCCUCUAAGCGCCAAGCCUGAUCCUUCUCAACGCAUCGCUAUCGUUGGUGCCGGAUUAGCGGGGCUUCAUAUGGGUUAUUUGCUCAAGAAGAAAGGCUUCAACAACACUGUGGUCUUUGAGAAAGAUUCCCGCGUCGGUGGUAAAGUCAUGAGUGUGUGGCAUGAUGGUAUUCCACACGAACUAGGUGCGUGUUACACAAGUCCGGACUACAUAACUAACGUUUACGCUUUGGCUAAAGAACUUGGCGUCGACGAUUUUGUUCCCCUGUCUCCGAGCACGGCAUGGCUAGACAAUCUUCCAUACCCGUUGACGUUUAGAGGAUACGUUAUCCUUGAAGUCAAACGCCUUACCAACGCUAAGGACCCUGUAGAAGCAGUUGGUAACCUUAUCAAGGCAACCUAUCGAUACUCUGUUCUCCAUCGUCAAAUGUUUGGUAAAUAUGAAGGCGAGUUGAUGUACAAACCAUCCAGUCAAGUUCUCUCUCAACUCAAUAGCACUUUCAUGGCUUUCUUGGAAAAAAAUCGUCUUCUCGCUCUGGUUCCAGUUCUGACAGCUUCUCACACGAUGCAAGGGUAUGGCCACCUUGAUAGAGUACCAGCUCUCUACGGAAUGCUUUGGGAUACGCCUAAAUUUCUUUACGCUAUGCUUGCAAGAAGCCUCGGUGUUUCUGGGGGAGGUGUUGAUAUGUUUCGCAAUGGCUUCCAACAGAUGACCGACAAACUAGCAGCUUUCUCUGACGUCCACCUUAAUAUCGCCAUUGAAAACAUCAAACGAGAUUCUACUGGUGUGACGAUCAAGUUCAACGACGGCAAAGAUAGGACCGAGAAGUUUGACUUUCUGAUCUGGGCUGCUGAUACUCGAGAAGCUCUUCGUGUUCUGGAACACACUACACCCUUAGAAGAAGAAUUCUCCCACCUCAGAAAUACUUGGUUCACUACAACCUUGUUUGACUCCAAAGAGCAAUGUCGUUCUUACACUCCCAUAGAUUACUGGCUUAGUAACUUGUACAACAAAAGAGAGCAAAGUGUUUGGGCACGAAGGAACUCCAGAUACGUCCUCAAGGGUGGACACUGUCCUACAACGAAAGGAUUGAAAUCUAAUAUUUCUACUGUAGCAUAUCAAAUGGGUGAUCACUCUCCUAUGGGAACCUCUCUACUCUGUGAAACAUUCAACCAGCAUUUCAAGAGGCACCUUGGAGUAGAUACCAUCAGUGUAAUCAAAAGCAAGUCAUGGAAUUAUUUCCCGCGUUUUUCGGUGGAGAAAACGGCUGAAGGAAUCUUGUGGAAAAUAAUCGAGAAUCAAGGGAACGAGAAGACUUGGUAUAUUGGUUCAUCGGUGAUAUUUGAGUCGACCAAAAGUGUGUUGGAGUACAAUCGGCUCAUGAUGAGAAGAAUGGAGAUGUGA
Messenger RNA from Actinia tenebrosa (Australian red waratah sea anemone), 1569 nucleotides. RefSeq lists its product as uncharacterized. Lineage: Eukaryota; Metazoa; Cnidaria; Anthozoa; Actiniaria; Actiniidae. Gene Ontology annotation, molecular function: oxidoreductase activity. The record is from RefSeq and is a predicted model, not a curated record.